This is a messenger RNA of Rubroshorea leprosula, 1431 nucleotides long. NCBI's taxonomy places the organism in Eukaryota, Viridiplantae, Streptophyta, Magnoliopsida, Malvales, Dipterocarpaceae. The record is from the annotation of a GenBank genome assembly.
GAAAGUUACGAGACUAAGGAGAUGUCUUCUGAGGAAACAUUGAGCAUUGGAGGGAGCGAGGAAGUAAGGAUGCUGGAGUAUAGUGAUGUAAGUGUUGAGGAAGAGGUGCCUGUCAAUAUAUUGGAAGUGGGAGAUAGGAGUGAUAAGUUUUACGAUAGUGGGGCAGACAUUGUGUCUGAGGUAAAGGGGUAUGAGUCUGAGCUCAAGACUGAAAUGGACAAGCUUCUGGGUGCUGCUAGGGUGGCUAUUCCCAAGAAGCCGAGGAAGAAGUCUAAGACUUUGGAGAAAGCUGCAAGUGGGAAAGGAGAUGGUAACACGGAGAAAGGGCAAAUGUCAAGUACAGAAGCCCGAGCUGCAGAGGAGGUGGAGCUAAGGUCCAAAAGGAAGAGGGAUGAAGUGGAUCAAGCUCAAAAGAAAAAGAGGAGAGUGGAGGAUGAGGUCAGGGGGGACGAGGUAGUGGAAUUCGUACCUCGGCCUGCGCCUGUUGAGCUUGAUCCGGACCUUAGAGAGACCGAGGUCCUUGGCCCUGGCAAGGGUAAAGCGUUUGUUCCCUCACCUUCUCUCCAAAGCAGCAUUUUUGGGAACAAUAACUUCUCCACGGUGAAGAAUUUCAUCAACACCUAUGUGCCUGAGGUGGAUCGCCGUAAAGCGAGGGAGGAAGCCUUGGUACAUGGAGGGACCUCAGUUGUGAGGCAUGCUUUGGAGGAGCGCAACAUCCUACAGAAGGAAAGGGAUGAGCUGUUGAAGAAGAACGGGGAAAUGAAGAGGGAACUGGAUAUCGUGGUACCAACGGUGACAAGCUUACAAGAGGAGAGAGACACACUGAAGACAAUUCUCUCAUUCGAAGAGAAGAAAAGGAGAAUGUGCGAAGAAGAGAAUGAAGCACAAGAGGAGGAAAUAAGAAGGAUGAGAGAAUCCGAAGUGGAACUCAAAAAGAAUGUCCAACUGUUGGUCCACAACGGGAUGAAAGAGCAUAUCAGCAACUUUAUCAACUCCAGCUUGUUUGAGAACAUCGUCAAUCUCUACCGGCUACCGACUACAAUCCUCGCCUUCAUUGAUUGCAAAAAGAAGGUUAAAACUAAGUAUCCUGAAGUGGAUAUUACCAAAAUCACCUUCGACAAACAAGAGGAAGGGGUGGAGGAGAACAAGCGAAAGCAUGUCAAUAGAUUUCCGACCUCAGUGGAGGAAGAGGAAAGAGAAGCAAAAGGGGUUGAAGUUGAGGAAAGUCAGCCAUCUCCUCCUAUGGAGGUGCAUCUAGUUCCCUCUGAAGAAGAGCAGCCACCUUUUCCAACAGAGCAGGAGCCACCCCAGCCAUCUCAUCCAGCGGAAUAGUUUAGGGAUUUUUUAUUUUUUUGAUUUAUGUAUUUAGGUUUUGAACGAUGAUUAGUGUACAGAUUUUUUGAUUAAUUUAAAGAAAAUUUUUUUAAAAUU